Penicillium salamii is the source of this 906-nucleotide messenger RNA. Lineage: Eukaryota; Fungi; Ascomycota; Eurotiomycetes; Eurotiales; Aspergillaceae. The record is from the annotation of a GenBank genome assembly.
AUGUCCCCUCAAUUCGAUGCUCCCUCUAUCGCGGUUGCCUCCCUCCAUGAUCCCACCCACUUCGGCAUCCCGCUCUCCCAGACCGAGCACCGCCUGGCGCUCCUGGAACAUUGGAACAUCCUCCCUGGCUCCAAGGUACUGGAAUUAGGAUGCGGACAGGGCGACUGCACAAUUGUCCUUGCCCAUGCUGUCGGCGAGCAGGGGAAAGUGGUGGCGGUCGAUCCGGCGGAUUUGGAGUAUGGUGCCCCGUAUACUCUCGGUCAAGCCCAGGGUCACAUCUCAGAGGGCCCACUAGGAGGGCAGAUUACUUGGGUUCAACAAAACCCUCUGAGCUACCUCUCCUCACUUUCCUCUGACUACGGCGCUUCGCCCCCAUCGUCACCCGAUAGCGAAGAUAAGGCCUUUGACGCUGCAGUACUCGCCCAUUGCCUAUGGUACUUCGCCUCCCCCUCCAUCAUUCUUGCCACUUUCCGGGCCCUCAAGCAACAUAGCAAGCGUCUCCUCCUUGCUGAGUGGUCGUUGGUAGCGACAGACCCCUCCGCCCAGCCCCACGUAUUAGCUGCACUCACCCAGGCCGCAUUGGAGUGCCAUAAGCGCAACAGCGACUCGAACAUCCGCACGGUUCUGGGGCCAAGGAAACUUACUGAGUUGGCCCUGGCUGCCGGGUGGCAGCUGGAGAGUGAGAGCCUCGUGCAAACUGGGGAGGGGCUGUUAGACGGACAAUGGGAAGUCUCCGCUUGCCUUUCUCCCUCUUUUGAAAGAGAAGUAGAAGACCAAGUGGGCGAUGAGAGGGAGCGGGCGGUGGUUAUUGCAUUGCGGGAUGCAUGUGAUGCGAGCUUGAAGGGUGUACAGGGAGGUCAGAAAGGGGUUAGGGCCAUGGAUGUUUGGGUUGCUAAUUUUAUUUGA